This is a messenger RNA of Patiria miniata (bat star), 2499 nucleotides long. Its product is annotated as metabotropic glutamate receptor 4-like. Gene Ontology annotation, biological process: regulation of synaptic transmission, glutamatergic; G protein-coupled glutamate receptor signaling pathway. The transcript is spliced from 2 exons. The record is from RefSeq and is a predicted model, not a curated record. Gene Ontology annotation, cellular component: membrane. NCBI's taxonomy places the organism in Eukaryota, Metazoa, Echinodermata, Asteroidea, Valvatida, Asterinidae. Gene Ontology annotation, molecular function: group II metabotropic glutamate receptor activity. The coding region runs from base 1 to 2499 and encodes 832 amino acids.
AUGACGCUGUCAUGUGCCGCCAGCGUACUAUUUGUAAUCAUCGGUGCCGUGCGGAGCGCAGUUCCACCGGCAGCUCGGCUGGCCUACGCCCGGCAAGGCGAUUACAUCCUCGGUGGACUCUUCCCGUUGCACUUCACCGACUGCGAUGCCAUCCCGACAAUGUGGUCUCUGCAGCAGGCUGAGGCCAUGGCAUACACCGUGGAUGACAUCAACAGCCGGGUAGACCUGCUUCCCAACGUAACGCUUGGCUUCGAUAUCAGGGACAGCUGUCGGAAUGAAGACCUGGCCCUCUGGUCGUCUCUCUCGCUCGUCCGAGGGGACAACGGGGAGUCUUCAUGCGGGAAUUCAUCCUCUGGUUUCCCCGGGAAGGUCGUCGGUAUCGUCGGUCCGAUGACGAGCAUCGCUAGCCUGACCGUGACUUCGGUGGCAGACCUGUACGACACACCGAUGAUCACUUUCGGCGCGACAAGCGACGAACUGAGCGACAAGGACCGAUUUCCAUACUUCCUUCGCACCGUACCACCAGACCGCCUGCAGGCCGAAGCUAUCGUGGACCUGAUCUCCCACAUGGGUUGGGAGUACGUUUCCAUCAUCUACCGAGCAGAUACCUACGGGAUCCGAGGGGCUCAUGCGCUGGAAAGUCUUGCCGAGGGGAGAGGGGUGUGCGUGGCUCUGUCCCUCCCCGUCCAAAAGUACCCUUCACAUUCCGAACUCGAGAAGGUCAAGGUGAAGCUAUUGGAAGCCCGUAAGGCGCGCGUACUGGUCAUCUUUGCCGGACUGGCCACUGCAAACGCUGUUGUUGGAGCCGCCAGAGACUUAAGUAUGGAGGAACAUUUCAUUUGGAUUGGCAGUGAAGCUUGGGCGCACGGUGUAGGUCGGGACGGCUCGGGCAAGACACCACCCAUGGGUACCGUCUUUGUGCUUCUUCACAACCCAGAACCUAGUGGGUUCUUUGAGUACUUCUCCAGUCUGGACAGGGAGGCCAUCUUGAAGAAUCCCUGGUUCGAAAUCUUUCUGGAAAACUGGGAGGCAGUCAAUAAUUGCACGGUGUGGGUGGAGGACGGAUGUGGAAUACCACACCGGGAUCUCUACACCCCGUCGUCCAUCAUGUCACCCGUCAUAGACGCGGUUUAUGCAUUUGCGUACGCGUUGCACUCUUUGCUCAAUUCGUCCACUUCCGACACGGUGAAAGGAAAAGACUUUUUACACCAUCUUAAAGCGGUCAGUUUCCAGGAGGAGAGAGGAAGAUUCGAGUUCAACUCGGACGGAGCAGUGUCAGGCAAGUACCUCCUUCAAAAUGCCCAGAUGGUCCAGGGGGAGUUCCAAAUGGUUACGGUGGGUCUUUGGGAUGCCACAACCCCAGAGCGUCUAAGAUUUGAUACGGAUAUCAUCUGGGCAGACGGAUCCGAUGUAGUACCGACCUCAACGUGUAGGGAUGUCUGUCCCACCGGUUCUAGGGUCGCUCCCUUGAAAGAGAAUUGCUGCUUCGGGUGUGCCGCCUGCGCGCCCUACGCCAUCGUGUUUAACCACACAGAAUGCAUCGAGUGUGAGGAGACCGAGUGGCCCGACGAGAAACGCUCCUCUUGCGUCCCGAUCACCCCAGUGACGACUGAAUGGACCCACCCGCUGCAGCUGACUAUCCUGAUCCUGUCGUGUAUGGGUUUGACACUAGCCGUGAUCAUUGCUUUUGGACUGGCCUGGUACCGCAACCACAACGUCAUCAAGGCGACUAGCCGUGAGCUAAGCAGCGUCAAUGUCUUGGGCCUCCUUCUUGGGUUUGUGGCUCCUUUUCUCCUGAUAGCAGAACCCACUCCCAUCACCUGUUGCAUGUCCCAAGCAUCUGUUAGCCUCUGCUUCACGCUAGCCUACGCCCCAACCUUGCUCAAAGUAUGUAGGAUCUACCGCAUCUUCAGGGCCGCUAGGAAGUCGGCGGGCCGGCCACGUCUCAUAUCUCCCACGGUACAACUCACCAUCGUCUGCUUCUUGAUUCUAAUUCAGGUUAUCUGCGUCAUCGUGACGUCAGCAGUCCACCCCUGCCAGCCCCAGCUACUGACCUUCAGGCCCAGAGAGCCUCGUCUUGAAUUGUACUGCGUCUUCGACACCGGCUUCCUGGUAUCCAGCACUUACAACCUGGUGCUCAUCCUGGCCUGCUGCGUCUUCGCCUUCCUGGCGCGCAGGGUGCCAGACAACUACAACGAGUCCAAGUUCAUUGGGGCCAGCGUCUACUCGACCCUUCUGGCGUGCCUGGCGGCCAUAACGGUUUACUACACGUCCCGCGAUAGCCUGCAGAAAGUAGCUGCGAUCUGUAUGGCCGUGCUGCUAAACGCCUACCUGACAGCAGCCUGCGUGUACAUCCCGAAGUUGUACGCCAUUCGAUUCCUCUCGUCUGCGUUGCAGUCUACGGGCGACGAUGAGCGCAUUAGGGCGGGUUCGCGUAGGAGGGCGUUCAUCUCGCAAUCCAUGAGCGUAAAUAGCGUACAUCCUGGUCCAUCAACUUAG